Colletotrichum orchidophilum is the source of this 1371-nucleotide messenger RNA. RefSeq lists its product as uncharacterized. Lineage: Eukaryota; Fungi; Ascomycota; Sordariomycetes; Glomerellales; Glomerellaceae. The coding region runs from base 1 to 1371 and encodes 456 amino acids. The transcript is spliced from 2 exons. The record is from RefSeq and is a predicted model, not a curated record.
AUGUCAUACCGAGGCCCGCCAAAGAACCCUCUGAUCGUGCUAUCAGACGGUGUGUGGACUGGACGAGAAGCGGGUUCAGAAUCCAACAUCCACCGACUGGCAAAUCUGGUCUGGGGAGAAUACGGACUGCCAAAAGACGACGAUUUCGCGCACAUCCACCCUUUAGGAAAAGCGCACUAUGUCAACAGCGUGCCAUUAGGGAGCACCUUCAUGGAUCAUGUUAUCCACGGCCUCAACGUCCAAGACAUCGAGCAGCAAUGCAUAGACACUUACGAGUACCUCGUUCACGGCUACACCCCACAGGAAACAGAAAUCUGGAUGUUUGGCGUUUCAAAAGGAUCAUUCAUCGUCCGCUCCGUUGCAGGCAUGAUCAACAACUGCGGUAUCGUGAAGCCAGUAUACGGGCUAGAGGGGGAUGUUGACGUGGACAAAACACACCAACUCUGCCAGGAGGUCUACCGCAUCUACCGAUGCCCGUCAGAAGCCAACGCGCCAAAGACGGAACAAUCGCGAACCUUUAGAAGGAGGUACAGCUGGGCUUUGAUCGGGGACGGGGACGUCAUCGAACCGCCGAUUCGCUUCAUGGGAAUCUUCGACACGGUGGGCGACCGCGGCAUCCCACAAUUCGCGGGCGCCGUCGGCCUCGACUGGCCCAAAUUCUACGACCAGCACGUCUCGAGCGUCGUGUCCGAAGUCUACCACGCAGUAUCGCUCCACGAUCGCCUCUACGCUUUCCAGCCGUGUCUGAUCUCCCGCGACACGGAGUAUGGGCCGUCGUACGGGAUCACCGAGCGUUGGUUCCCGGGCACACACUACGAUCUCACUCGACAGAGCUUCAAGAUUGUCAGGGGCGUGCUCCCGCAGCGACUUGAGAGCGUUCUUCCGCCGUGGGCGUGGACAAGCAAGACGAUUAAGCCGAAUGAGGUCCUCGCUGACCUUGUUUUCAAAUGGAUGCUGGAGUGCAUUGAUGCCCAUGACCCCUCGGGAUUCGUCAUACCGAAAGGCAACCUUUAUCGCGAGCUAGAUGGACUCAAAGCCCGUAUUUUGAAAGGGCAAAACACUGGCGAUGGCGACGUGUACCAUCGCAUCCUGCAAUUUGUGCCUUUUGGGCGGUACUUUGACCUGGCGUUGUCGACAGCCUUUGGGAAGUGGCAAGACAACCAGCUUUACAGGAUGCUCUUCGCCUGUAGACCUCGACUGAUCCCAGAGUUCAACGCGUCCGUGUACAACUACAGAGGCCCCGAUCCCAAUCUGGAUGCCAGGAUUAUCCAAAAGUUGGCCAACCUCCCAUCUAGUUCAAAAUCACCCGAGAAGCAGGCUAAAACGCGAUACCCGUCGACAUCGUAUGACAAUUGGCUUUUAAGGCGAUAG